AUGAAUCACAUGGAAAUAGUCCACCCCAAGGACAAAUCCAAGAUCAGGUACUACAUACCGCAUUCUUGUGUAAUCAAGCCAGAUUCCACUUCAACAAAACUACGAGUAGUAUUUGACGCCAGUGCAAAAACGUCAAGCAACAUAUCGCUCAACGACAUUCAACACAGUGGUCCUGUUAUACAGCGUGAAUUAUUCGACCUGCUGUUGGAUUUCCGAUGCCACGACAAAGUGGCCACAGCCGACGUCGCAAAGAUGUAUCGACAAGUAAAUCUUCACGAAGAGGAUUCGUGGUUCCAAUGCAUCCUCUGGAGGAACGAUCCCUCCGAAGAAAUACAAGUAUACCGAUUGAAAACGGUAACGUACGGCGAAGCGGCAUCAUCCUUCCUGGCAUGCCGAGCGCUUCAUGAGGUCGGAGAAGAAAUUCGGGCCGAACAACCUGAAAUUGCUGAAGCUAUUCAACAAUGCUUCUACGUGGACAACUUCAUGAUGGGGGGAGAUUCAGUCGAAAAGCUGUUGGAGAAGCGGAAGGCAGUGGAAUCAGCCCUGAUGAAGAGAGGUUUUCCUCUGCGCAAGUGGGCAUCCAACGACGUCGACAUCCUUGCUGGAGUAUCAGACGAGGACUUGGAGAAAGAAAUUCGAAUCGGGGACCAUGACAUCAUAAAAACAUUAGGUGUAGCAUGGUCGCCUAAAGCCGAUACGUUCCGGUGCAUCGCGGAUGACCAGCGAGCGGAUUGGCGCUAUGUGCCAACCGAUCAGAACCCAGCGGACAUAGUCUCGAGAGGUAUUUCCGUGAGAAAACUUCUAACCACGAAAAAGGAUAUGUGGCUGCAUGCCACAAACCAUGCGCUAGAGAACAGGCGGCGCGUGGAGGCAUAUGACGCUCCGCAAGUGAUAGCAAUCUGCUCAUCAACCGACAGAGACAACACCAUCAGUGAGGUGGACGACUUAAUAUCAAGUUACCCGCACCAUAACUCGUUCCAGAAGACGCGAAGGCAUUUCGCCGUCAUCAAUCGGGCCAUGAACAACUUCAUGUCUAAAUCAGCGGCCAUCAAGUGUCGCGGGGUUGACCGAGAGCCACGCUUCGGGCCCUUAACCGUCAGCGAAUUGGAGGCCGGUGAGCAACUGAUCGUCAAGCAUCUACAGCGCGUCAGUUAUCCAAAGGAGUUCGCUCACUUGGAAGAACAAGGAACCCCUACAAAGCAGGGCCCUUUUCAACAUCUCAGUCCAAUCAUCGAAGAUGGACUCAUCCGCAUCGUGGGCAGGCUUAGCCUGUCCGACCUACCCCAGCAUCAACGACGUCCAGCUGUAAUACCCCGAGAGCAUUUCUUUGGAAAGGUUAUACUGGACCACAUUCAUCGACGAAAUCUCCACGCAGGCAUGGAGACAAUGAUCGCGGAUUUCCAGCAACGCUAUUGGAUGCGAAAUCUCCGAAAACUGGCCAAAACUGUCGUCAAUCGAUGUAUCUUGUGCGUACGAGCUAGGCCGCGCAAGCUUCAACAGCAAAUGGGUCAGUUGCCAAGACCCAGGGUGAAUCCAUCCCCAGCAUUCACCCACACUGGAGUAGACCUAUGCGGUCCAUUUCAGAUUUUACUAAGCCCACGGGCCAAAACGAGGAUGACAGUGUACGUGUGCAUCUUCGUCUGUCUUUCAACAAAAGCAGUUCAUCUUGAAGUGGUGGAAGAUCAGUCCACCGGUGCAUUCAUUGCUGCUUUGAUGAGAUUUACUUCGCUGCGCGGUAAGCCAGAGGUAAUCUACUCGGACAACGGUCGAAACUUUGUCGGAGCAGGUAGAGAACUUGCAGAGCUACGGAAAAUCUACAACAAUGAGAUCUUUCAAGACGAAGUGGUCGGAAUAGCAGCCGACAAGGGAAUAAAUUUCUCCUUCAUACCACCCCGAAGCCCAAACUUUGGAGGGCUCUGGGAAGCUAACAUCAAAGUUGCAAAAAGGUUGUUCACAGCAGCAGCCCGUGGGGCAUGCUUCAAUAUUCUGGAAUUGCAGACCGUACUCUACCAGGUGGCGUCCAUUAUGAACUCUCGCCCCCUCACAGUGGUCUGGACGGACGCUAGCAUCCCAGAACCACUGACUCCAGGUCACUUCCUUAUAGGAAGACCAAUGACGGCUCUGCCCAUCCCAGGCAAAUUCAUCGAAAAUGGGAGCAUAUCGGUACGCUGGAAGCGUAUUCAACAUCAAACUCUGCAGUUUUGGCGGAGGUGGCAGGACGAAUACCUGCAACAUCUGCGCUGCGUGGCCAAAUGGACCAAGAAGCAGCCCAACUUGGAAGUGGGACAAGUUGUCCUCAUUGGAGAUGACCACAAUCCUGUAGCAAAAUGGCCUAUGGGUAUCGUAACCAGUACGCAUCCAGGUGCUGACGGCGUCGUGCGAGUUGCCACGGUUCGCGUCGGGCCUAAUAUUUACAAACGCAACAUUCGACUGUUGGCCCCAUUACCUAUCGAGUUACCAGCAGUCAACAACAACACAGAACGAUCCUCAAUCAGCGAAUUGCGCUACAACAAAGUAUCGAAAAUGUGGCCCUUCGGAGACGAGGAGACGGUAGAACACAGCAAUAUCACAACGCACGAUGUGAUUUCAUAUUCGGUGGACGGUGGCUUCAUCCUAAUAGCCAUCGUCAUCAUCAUCGCCUGGAAGUGGCGACGUAACACGAGACGCCUCAACUCCCUGGAGGCAGCAUCGAGGCGCAACAACCUCAACGUUUGA
Messenger RNA from Ochlerotatus camptorhynchus, 2715 nucleotides. RefSeq lists its product as uncharacterized. The record is from RefSeq and is a predicted model, not a curated record. The transcript is spliced from 3 exons. Lineage: Eukaryota; Metazoa; Arthropoda; Insecta; Diptera; Culicidae. Gene Ontology annotation, molecular function: nucleic acid binding. Gene Ontology annotation, biological process: DNA integration. The coding region runs from base 1 to 2715 and encodes 904 amino acids.